CGCUUUGCGCUGCUCGCUCGAGUCUGAGAUCCUCCACAACAAUGUGGCGCACGCAUAAUGGGAUUUACCGGGUUCACUUUCAAACGCUUUUGUUGUUGUUUUAAAAAUUAACGAGAGUUUCGCUUUGCCUUCCAAGGGGAUGAAACGCAGUGCCGUUGAAUGAACAGGUGAGGGGGUGCCAUGCCAGCUGCUGCUCCCCUGUUGCUGCUCCUCGCCAUCUUGUGGUGGCCUCUGGUAAUGCCUCUGGUCCCCAGUCAUCUUCAAAGCCCCCCUACAUUCAUCUCCCUCAAUGGCUCCCGCCUCAAUCACCUCCUGCUCGACAGCCACUCGGGCCAUGUCUACGUGGGUGCGGUAAAUGUGCUCUAUCACCUUUCCCCAGAGUUGCAGCUGCUCUCUUGGGGCAAAACUGGGCCUAAACUAGACAGCCCAGACUGCCUACCACCCAUUGACCCCACUGAUUGCACCCAGGCGGAAACCACAGACAACACUAACAAGCUUCUGUUACUGGAAGAGGUCAAAGGAGGGUAUCCACUCAGCCUGAUUGUGUGUGGGACGGUCCUGCAGGGCAUCUGCGAGAAGCGAAACUUGGAGAAUGUCUCUCAGGUGCUGUAUAAGACUGACAACCCUGUGGACACACAGUAUGUGGCGGCAAAUGACCCUCGAGUGUCCACUGUUGGGGUGGUGGUGGAGCAGAAAGGUGUUCUGCUUAUGCUCGUUGGUCGGGGAUACACCAGCAAAGGACCUGGCGGGAUCCCACCAAUCACGAUGCGGCGCUUAGCCCCAGUUGCCCGUCAUUCUGCACCAGCAUUCUCUCACGAAGAACUUGGAAAGCUGGUCGUUGGUAGCUACUCUGAAUACAACAACCACUUUGUGAAAGCACUCCACCACAACAACUAUGUCUACUUUGUGUUCUCUCGACGCGACGUGUGGGGCAAACGAGAGUAUCGGACAUACGUUUCGAGACUCUGUGCAGGCGACCCCAACUUUUACUCUUAUGUGGAGGUGCCGCUUUCCUGCGGUGGAGGAUACAAUCUGGCACAGGCAGCCGUGCUUGGGACACACCGUGAGCAACCUGCGCUGUUUGUGGCCAUGGCUAUGGGACAAGCGUCGACUCCCACACCCACAGACAGGUCGGCGCUUUGUGUGUACAUGGUGGAGAAGCUGGAUAAAGCCCUGCACGGCGCCCAGCUACUUUGUUACACACAGGAAGGCAAAGACGGCAAUAACAAGGAGAAGGCGUACAUUGAGUACGAAGUGUCCUCCAGUUGUCUGAAGCUCCCGCAGGACUCUCUGACCGAGUACCCAUGCGGAGGUGAACACACGCCCAGUCCCAUCGCCAGUGCCAUUGCUCUCGACGCCACGGCCGCUUUCACCUGGACUCCUCCUAUCACUGCCGUCACCACCGCAACUGAGGUCGGCCACACCAUAGUACUGCUAGGAGACAAAAGCGGGAAGCUACACAAGGUGUUCCUGCAUGCAAAUGGUACCGGUACCAAAUAUGACACCGUGGAGGUGGAUUCAGACAGUCCCAUUAACGCUGACCUGCUGUUGGACACCACCAAACAGAACGUCUACGUAUUGACUGAAAGAAAGGUUACAAAGCUCCAUGUAGCUCAGUGUGAGAAGCAUUUAGACUGCCACUCCUGUCUGGCUAAUCGAGAUCCCUACUGCGGCUGGUGUUCGCUGGAGGGCAGAUGCACGCGGAAGAUGGAUUGCGCACGGCAUGCUCAGCUGCACCACUGGAUCUGGAGUUACGGUCAUGAGCGCCAGUGUGUGUCUAUAGAGAGUCUACAACCCUCUAUCCAAAGCAGAGAAGAACAGACACUGGUCUCUUUCACAGUUCUACAGUUGCCAGUCUUGUCAAAGGAUGAGUCUCUAUCUUGCGCUUUUGGGAGUUUGGCUGCUCAGCCUGCGGUUGUCAUGGAGAACAGAAUCACAUGUCAAUCACCAGCACCAGAGCAGCUCCCCCCGAGUCCACCAGGCAACGAUCACGUAUCUGUUCGAAUGGCACUGAAGUUUGGAGACGUGACCAUCUCGCACACAAAUAUCACCUUUUAUGACUGUAAAGCAGUCGGACGGCUCAACGCUACGUCACCGUGCAUGGCGUGUGUUAGCAGUAUGUGGCCGUGUCACUGGUGUGUGAAGGAUGAGCGCUGCACUCAUGAUAAGAACUGCCCCCCUCAGCACGUCAUCUAUAACAGCAGAGAGCAGUCAACGCCCCGCGGGCCCGACUCUUGCCCCUGCGUCUGGGCCCUGCAGAGCUCCCCUCUGGUUCCUGUUGGCUUUGACACCGAGCUCUCUCUACAGGGCAAAAACCUGGACAUUUUUGAGGAUGAGGAAGAUUACGUGUGCGUGCUGGUCAUUGAAGGCCAGGAGCUGAGUUUGCGGGCCACGUUGGACCGCAGCAAAGAGACGGGGACGCAUGUGUUCAAGUGCGCCGCUCAUCAGUUUGGGUACUCAGGAAAGCAGUUUGAAUAUUCCGCUCCUGUAUACCUGCAACGGGGGACGCAGCGUAUAGAUUCAGCUCCACAUCUCCGCUUGCAGCUGUACGACUGCUCAGUGGGACAGUCCGACUGCAGCCAGUGCCGUGCGGUUGCGGCCAAUUAUGGAUGUGUGUGGUGUGCCGAUGAAACUCCCGGCUGUGUGUAUAACCAAUCCUGCACCAGUGAAACCAUGGACACCUGUCCUCCCCCUCUAAUUACUGAGGUGGAGCCACUGACCGGUCCACUGGAGGGCGGCAUACUGCUGACAAUCCAGGGAUCGAACCUAGGCCAGAACUUCCAGGACGUCCAGGCAGGAGUGACGGUGGCAGGGGUCAGCUGUAGACCUCUGCCUGAGGCCUAUCGCAUUUCCACCAGCAUUGUGUGUGAGCUCCAGGCCAGUGUAAAUGUCACAGCCGGACCGGUCAUCAUCACCGUCAGAGGUUCAGAGAAAGGAGAGUCCAAGCAGACGUUCUCAUAUCAGAACCCACAGCUGAGCAUGAUUGUGCCCAAAAAAGGGCCCUUGGCUGGGGGCACGACAAUAACAGUGCACGGGUCGCAGCUCCUGACGGGACAAAGAACAGAACAAAAUAGUGACCAAAUCACUGGCCUGCAGGCGUUCCUGGGCUCAAAGCCUUGUCGCAUCAAUGAAGUGAGUGACACGAGGCUGAUUUGUCGUACCAGUCACUCAAACCAAACUGGAAAAGUGCCACUCAAAGUUGUGUUUGGAAAAGCAGAGAGGAUUUUGGAUAGUGUCCUUUUCAGCUAUAUGGACGACCCAGUGAUUAUUGAUGCAACACCUACUGAGAGUUUCUACGGGGGUGGACGUUUUAUAUACGUGACCGGGCAAAACCUAAAUGUCGUUCAGCACCCGAAGAUGUCAGUCUCUUAUGAGCCUAGAGAGAGUUUUGAAGUCAGAAGACGUCGAUACGCCCAUGUUUCUGCCAGGAGUCUCUUGGUUAUGAGUCAGAAUUUGUGCACCAACGUUACCUCGGAGCAAAUGACUUGCAAGAGCCCAGAGGUGCCACCGAAAUCCAGGAUUGUGCGAGUGUGGUUCGAGAUGGACAAUGUGCACAUCGACUUUCACACCAUCAAGAACAAGCCGUUCACGUACCACCCAAACCCAGACUUAUUCCAGCUCAACAGUGAAUCCCAAGGAACAGCCAUCCGAUUCAAACCUGGAGGAGUCCUGGCAGUAGAGGGAAAGGGACUGACACUGGCCAUGAGCAGAGAGGAAGUUCUGGCCCGGCUGGGGAAGGAAGAAUGUGACGUCAAGACUCUGGAUAACACGCACCUGUACUGCGAACCACCUGAGGAACAGCCUCUCGCCCUGGACAACGAGGACUUACCCAAGCUUACGGUGUUAAUGGGAAACUUGGCGUUUGACUUGGGUCGGGUGCAGUAUGACAACGAUUUACACUCACCGGUGCCUCUGGCGGCUCAGAUCGGCCUGGCAGCGGGGGCCGCGGUGGUAGUUCUCAUCGUGCUGGUCAUCAUUCUCAUGUACAGGCGGAAGAGUAAACAGGCUCUGAGAGACUAUAAAAAGGUUCUGGUGCAGCUGGAGACUCUGGAGAUAAAUGUUGGAGACCAGUGCAGGAAAGAGUUCACUGAUCUGAUGACGGAGAUGAUGGAUCUGAGCAGUGACGUCGGUGGUCCUGGUAUCCCGUUUCUGGAUUACCGCACAUAUGCAGAGCGUGUUUUCUUCCCCGGCCAGAAGGGUGCGCCACUGAGUCAGAAUCUGGAUUUGCCUGAUUUCCGUAGGCAGACGGUGGAGCAGGGCCUGGGUCAGCUCAACAAUCUGCUCAACAACAGACUCUUCCUUACACGGUUCAUCCAUACUCUGGAGGCACAGCAGAGUUUCUCACAGAGGGACAGAGGUUACAUUGCGUCUCUUCUCACGAUGGCCCUUCAUGAUAAGCUGGAAUACUUCACUGAUGUUAUGAAGACCCUACUGGGGGAUCUAGUUCAGCAGUAUGUGGCCAAGAACCCCAAACUUAUGCUGCGCAGGACUGAGACGGUUGUGGAAAAGAUGCUGACCAACUGGAUGUCCAUCUGUCUCUACUCUUUCCUCAAGGAGGUUGCUGGUGAGCCUCUGUACAAGCUGUACAGGGCUAUUAAAUACCAGGUAGAUAAAGGACCAGUGGAUGCAGUGACGGGCAAAGCCAAACGCACUCUCAACGACAGCCACCUGCUCAGAGAGGACAUCGACUACUGCUCUGUGACUCUGACAGUGCUGGUGAAGAGUGGUGUCGAGGUCCAGCCCUGCCCUGUUAAAGUUCUGGACACUGACACCAUCACUCAGGUUAAAGAUAAAAUCCUGGACCAGAUUUAUAAAGGAGCGCCAUUCUCCCAGAGACCAGCCGCAGACUCACUGGACCUUGAGUGGCGAUCUGGCCAGGCGGGUCACCUGACUCUGUCUGAUGAUGAUGUCACAGGCAUUGUUCAGGGUCGUUGGAAACGGAUUAACACUUUACAGCACUACAAGGUACCUGAUGGGGCCACCGUCGCUCUCAUCCCUCGUUCCCAGAGUUCCCUUGGAGUAAAUCAGGUCUACCAGACUGGAGAGAAAACUCCAAUGCUGGAGGGAGAGGAGGAGGAAGGCCUUCGGCUGUGGCAUCUGGUGAAGCCGAGCGAAGAUGCCGAGAUCCCCAAACACAGGAAGAGCAGCAUGAGAGAGAGAGAGCGGGCAAAAGCUAUUCCUGAGAUCUACCUUACACGACUGCUUUCCAUGAAGGGCACUCUGCAGAAGUUUGUAGAUGAUGUCUUUGUAGCCAUACUGAGUACGAAACGGCCUCCACCCAUCGCUGUCAGAUUCUUCUUUGACUUCCUGGACGACAUGGCAGAGAAACACGGCAUCGAUGACCCAGAGACCGUUCACAUCUGGAAAACAAACAGUUUGCCUUUGCGUUUCUGGGUCAACAUCUUGAAGAAUCCUCAGUUCGUCUUUGACGUGCAGGUGACGGAUAGCGUGGAUGCCGUCCUUUCCGUUAUCGCACAGACCUUCAUUGAUUCCUGCACUACAUCCGAGCACAAAGUGGGCCGGGAUUCUCCAGUAAAUAAGCUGUUGUAUGCCAGAGAAAUCCCACGAUACAAGCAGCUGGUGGAGAGGUACUACAGUGACAUUCACAACGCCGUGUCCGGCUGUUACCAGGAAAUGAAUUCAACCCUCACAGAGCUGUCUGGGAGCUUUGCAUCCGAGAUGAACAGUUUGGUGGCGUUGCAUGAGCUGUACAAAUAUAUCAACAAAUACUAUGAUCAGAUUAUCAUGUCUCUGGAGGAAGACGCUGCGGGUCAAAAGAUGCAGUUGGCAUAUCGGCUUCAGCAGGUCGCCGCCCUGGUGGAGAAUAAAGUCACUGACCUUUAGACUUUGACCUUUUGUCUAAACUCAUCAAUAAUCACAUCUGAGAGAAAUCAGAUCAGUGCUUUUCGAUUGAUCGGCUGAUGUAAUGCUACCACUACGUCAAACCCUUGCGUGCUUCCACAGCCGUUCACAUAAACUUGCUGUAUAUUCUUAACAAAAUGGAACAGAAAACGUCACUAUCAUUCGAUAAAUCCUUAAUGGGAUUUUUAUUGGAGAAGGAUUGCUUUUCAGACUGAGACUCUGAACUACUCACAGGAGUAUUGAGUGUGUGUGUGUGUGUGUG
This is a messenger RNA of Rhinichthys klamathensis goyatoka, 6124 nucleotides long. It is a transcript of the gene plxnb3, whose product is annotated as plexin B3. Gene Ontology annotation, biological process: regulation of GTPase activity; semaphorin-plexin signaling pathway involved in axon guidance; regulation of cell shape. Bases 181 to 5844 code for a protein of 1887 amino acids. The record is from RefSeq and is a predicted model, not a curated record. Lineage: Eukaryota; Metazoa; Chordata; Actinopteri; Cypriniformes; Leuciscidae. Gene Ontology annotation, cellular component: semaphorin receptor complex. Gene Ontology annotation, molecular function: protein binding; semaphorin receptor activity. The transcript has 35 exons.